Messenger RNA from Paramecium octaurelia, 918 nucleotides. The record is from the annotation of a GenBank genome assembly. NCBI's taxonomy places the organism in Eukaryota, Ciliophora, Oligohymenophorea, Peniculida, Parameciidae.
AUGAACCCGAUUAAAAUAUAGCGUGCUCUUAUUCCUCUUGAUAAAAGCAUUAAAAAAAAGAAAAUAAAUUCUAAAAACAAAGGCUUAUCUCAAAACUCAAUCGUUAAGCCAAAAGAGUUUGUGACCUCAUUUAUUUUUCCAAAAAAUAUUAACUAGAGACAAUACUUUAGAACCAAAGAAAACAUACAAUUUGCCUUAACCACAUUCAAUGAGAACACACUUGGAGAAUUAGGGAUCAAUAUAUUCAGUAUCGGAUACUCUGUUAAUUAAACUGAAGUCAGAUAACAGAAGAUGGAAUAUCAUUUUCAAGUGAGAGACUUUGAAUUAGCUGAUAUAUCUACAAUAUAUCAGAUGUUGAAAUUAAUGAAAAUGGAAAAGGCAUGUACGAAUUUGAGUAAAUACCUGUAAAGAUAUGAGCAAAUUGCAUCAAUCCCCUUUUCUACGUAAUUCGAAAUAAAUUAAGUGGAAGAACUUGCUUCCAAGUAUCCCUAUGAAUGCUAUACAUUUCGACAUGAAAGACAUGAAUCUGUGAUACUAAAAUAUACACAUAAUAUAAAGUUUCUCCAUUUGAUGGGUAUUACAAUUGACAUGAUUGAGGAAUAUUUGAGGGAAACAAAAACACUUCCUUGUGCUAUUAGAGUCAACAAUUAUUUACAAAUUUGGAAUUAGGUAUUUGAAGCAGUUUCUAAUGAUCAAUAAAUAUUUGAAAUGGAAGUGUAAAAUUUUAAUGGAAAAAUAUUCUAUGUUAAAAUUAAAUAAGUUCAAAUUUUUAUAGAAUAGGAUGGAAAACUGUAUGGUUAUUUAUAUUGGAUAUACCUAACUGAUACAAACUAAAAUUUAGCAAUCUAAAACUAUGAGGCAUCAUUAGAAAAACUUUAUCCAAAACCAAAAGAAUGUCUUUACAAAUAAAUAAAAUGA